Messenger RNA from Serpula lacrymans var. lacrymans S7.9, 150 nucleotides. RefSeq lists its product as uncharacterized. The record is from RefSeq and is a predicted model, not a curated record. NCBI's taxonomy places the organism in Eukaryota, Fungi, Basidiomycota, Agaricomycetes, Boletales, Serpulaceae. Bases 1 to 150 code for a protein of 49 amino acids. The transcript has a single exon.
AUGAUCUUUAGUAGAGGGCGUGACAAUGAUAAUGGAAGUGCUGUGUUGAAGACCAAACCGCGGCCCGAAUGCGUCAAGAUCGUGGACUUCAGGGAGGUAGAGAGUUCGGCGAAGUCGUGUCAGAUAUUGGACAAUAGAAAGGUGGUCUAG